Messenger RNA from Calliphora vicina (urban bluebottle blowfly), 1610 nucleotides. RefSeq names its product Glucose dehydrogenase (gene Gld). The record is from RefSeq and is a predicted model, not a curated record. Gene Ontology annotation, molecular function: flavin adenine dinucleotide binding; oxidoreductase activity, acting on CH-OH group of donors. The transcript has 3 exons. The coding region runs from base 31 to 1545 and encodes 504 amino acids. NCBI's taxonomy places the organism in Eukaryota, Metazoa, Arthropoda, Insecta, Diptera, Calliphoridae.
GAUGAACCAGUAGGUGCACAAAUUCCCUCCAUGUUUUUGAAUUUUAUUGCUAGUGACAUUGAUUGGAAAUACAAUACAGAACCAGAAAAAUCUGCCUGUUUAUCGUCCGAAGGCCAACGUUGCUAUUGGCCCAGAGGUAAAGUAUUGGGAGGCACUUCAGUGUUAAACGGCAUGAUGUAUAUACGAGGAAAUCGUGAAGAUUAUGAUGAUUGGGCUGCUUUGGGUAAUCCUGGUUGGAGUUAUAAAGAUGUUUUGCCGUUCUUUAAGAAAUCCGAAAAUAAUUUACAAAUUGACGAAGUGGGCAAGGAGUUGCAUGCCACCGGAGGUUUAAUGCCAGUAUCAAAGUUCCCCUAUAACCCACCAUUGUCAUAUGCGAUUUUGAAGGCUGGCGAGGAAUUGGGUUUCACUGUCCACGAUUUGAACGGCAAAAAUUCCACCGGCUUCAUGAUUGCCCAGAUGACUUCCCGCAAUGGUAUACGCUACAGUUCGGCUCGCUCCUUUUUAAGACCUGCUCGCUUGCGCAACAAUCUACACAUUCUAUUGAAUACCACAGCCACAAAAGUUUUAAUACAUCCCGGUACAAAGACAGUUUUGGGUGUUGAGGUUAUCGAUCAGUUUGGCAGUAUGCGUAAAAUUUUGGUCAAAAAGGAAGUUGUCGUCAGUGGCGGUGCAGUAAAUUCACCCCAAAUUUUGCUGUUGAGUGGUGUGGGUCCCAAAGAGGAUUUGGCGAAGGUUGGCGUACGCCCCAUACAUGAUCUGCCCGGUGUGGGUAAAAAUUUGCACAAUCAUGUUGCCUAUUUUACAAAUUUCUUUAUCGAUGAUGCCGACACUGCUCCUCUCAACUGGGCCACUGCUAUGGAAUAUCUACUAUUCCGCGAUGGUUUAAUGUCUGGUACUGGUAUCUCUGAUGUAACAGCCAAAAUGGCUACACGAUUUGCUGACAAACCCGGUGUACCUGAUUUACAGUACUAUUUUGGUGGUUAUUUGGCCAGUUGUGCUCGUACGGGACAAGUUGGUGAACUGCUAUCGAAUAACUCACGUAGUAUACAAAUAUUCCCCGCUGUAUUGAAUCCAAAAUCCAGAGGUUAUAUUACAUUGGCAUCCAAUGAUCCUUUGGCUCCACCUCGUAUAUUUGCCAACUAUUUGACGGACGAAAGAGAUGUCAAAGUUUUGGUAGAUGGCAUUAAAUUUGCCAUUAGAUUGUCUCAGACCACGCCCAUGAAACAAUACGGCAUGCGUUUAGAUCGCACAGUUGUAGAGGGCUGUGAGAAGUUUACCUUUGGUUCGGAUGAAUACUGGGAGUGUGCGGUGAAACAAAAUACUGGACCCGAAAAUCAUCAAGCUGGUUCCUGUAAAAUGGGUCCUGGACGUGAUCCCAUGGCUGUAGUGGAUCAUGAGUUGAGAGUGCAUGGCAUAAGAGGCUUGAGGGUAAUGGACACUAGUAUAAUGCCCAAAGUAACAGCUGGUAAUACUCAUGCUCCCGCAGUAAUGAUUGCUGAAAAGGGUGUGUAUAUGAUUAAACGUGCCUGGGGCGCCAAGGUCUGACGAUUGGACGCAACAUGGACACUGCAUAGAGUAAUUUAAAUUAAUACUAAAAAAAAAUGGAAAAA